This is a messenger RNA of Anthostomella pinea, 1290 nucleotides long. The record is from the annotation of a GenBank genome assembly. Lineage: Eukaryota; Fungi; Ascomycota; Sordariomycetes; Xylariales; Xylariaceae.
AUGGACAGUAGCAUAGAUCACGAUGCGCUCACCAGCGAGUUCAUGGGCAUGACCUCCGCUGGCUCAGAGCAGGCUACGCAGUACCUUACCGCCAGCAACUGGGACCUUAACGGUGCUAUCCAGGCCUUCUAUGCCGACGAGGAGGAGGACGACGCCGCAGAUGCUGGUGGAGCUGCGACCUCAGCCUCUGCUUCGGGUUCUGCGUCUGUUCCUGCCGACUACACAGGCCCGCGUACUCUUGAUGGUCGACCUGCCCCUCAGGCCGCCCCCAGCACCUCCAGCACCUCCAAACGACCGCCCAAGAAGAAGGGGCUUGCCACCCUGAGCUCUCUCGGUGCCGGCAGUUCUUACGACCAUGAUGACGACGACAGCGCGGAUGACGAGGACGAUGCCCAUCGAGACACAUACGCUGGGGGCGAGAAGAGUGGACUUGCUGUCCAGGACCCAUCUCAACGUGCUGAUCCCAAACGCAUAAUCAGUGAUCUCCUUCAGAAGGCCAAGAACAAUGCUAAGCGACCCGAGACGUCAUCACCUGCUGGCCCAUCGAGCUCGGCCUCCUUCCACGGCGCAGGCCAGACCCUUGGUGGCGAAGGUGCUGAAAGCCGCGUGAUUCCAGAUCCUCGUGGCCCUUCUAGCGCAGCUGGCCGUGCUGCUCGACCGCAAACCGGCGAGGUUCAGGAACGAACGUUGCACUUGUGGCGGGAUGGAUUCAGUAUUGACGAUGGAGAACUGCGCCGCUUUGAUGACCCUGCGAACGCUGAUGCUUUGCGCAUGAUUCAACAAGGUCGUGCUCCCAUUCAUCUCAUGAAUGUGAGAUAUGACGAGCCUCUGGACGUCAAGUUGCAGCAGCACGAGGAGAACUACAGACCUCUUCCCAAGGUUUACAAGCCUUUCGGUGGCGAAGGUCGACGCCUUGGCAGCCCCGUGCCUGGAGAUUCGGCCGAUGCCGCCGCGUCUCUGCCUACGCUCUCAUCACUGAAUGUAGGUGCAUCUGCACCUUCGGCAGCAUCGGCAUCGGCCUCAGGCUCUUCUGCCGAUCCCUCGCGGCCCACCAUCACGGUCCGGAUUCAGAUGCCGGACGGUACUCGUCUGCCAGCACGUUUCGAUACUACGCAGACGGUGAAUGAUAUAUACGACUUCAUCACUCGCGCUUCGCCCGAGCUGAGCAGCGGUGGCUGGGUUCUGGCUACCACGUUCCCCAACAAGGAUCAUACCAACAAGUCGUUGGUGCUUGGUGAGAUGGACGAGUUCAAGAAGGGCGGCACUGCCGUAGUCAAGAGAAGCACCUAA